GAUCACUUUGGUUUUGCUGAAGAUCGCACCUUCAAGCAGCGCUACCUCAUAGCAGAUCAGCACCGGAAGAAAGAUGUUGGGUCAAUUCUCUUCUACACGGGCAACGAAGGAGACAUCACCUGGUUUGCAAAUAAUACGGGUUUCAUGUGGAAUGUGGCUGAAGAAUUAGAUGCUAUCUUGGUUUUUGCUGAACACAGAUACUACGGGGAGUCCAUGCCUUUUGGAAACAAAUCGUUCACCGAUAGCAAGCAUCUGAAUUACUUGACUUCACAGCAAGCGCUGGCUGAUUUUGCAGUACUUGUUCAGCACUUGAAGGAUACGAUUCCUGGGGCGCAGAACACCCCGGUUAUAGCCAUAGGAGGAUCCUACGGCGGGAUGCUUGCUGCCUGGUUCCGAAUGAAAUAUCCCCAUGUCGUAAUCGGAGCUCUCGCAGCUUCGGCCCCCAUUUGGCAAUUUGACAGCUUGGUUCCCUGCGGUACUUUUUACAAGAUAGUCACCGAAGAUUUCAGAAAGAGUGGGCUUGGCUGUUCAGAAGCCAUCAGAAAUUCCUGGGCAGCCAUUAAGCGUAUUACUGCCACAGAGAAAGGCUUACGGUGGCUUUCCUGCACAUUUCACUUGUGCAGUCCCUUGAAAACUGUGACGGAUGUCACCAUCUUCAAAGCGUGGCUGAGAGAGACAUGGAUAAACUCAGCAAUGGUGGACUACCCAUAUCCAGCCGACUUCUUACAGCCUCUUCCUGCCUGGCCUGUUCAGGCUAUCUGUAAAUACCUGAAAAAUCCUAAACUGUCGGACAGAUUGUUGCUCCAGAAUAUCUUCCAGGCUAUAGACAUCUACUACAACUACACAGGACGGGCAUCGUGCCUGAACUUAACUCAUACUGCUACUAAAAGUCUGGGCCUUCAGGGUUGGUAUUACCAGGCUUGCACUGAAAUGGUGAUGCCCAUGUGUUCAGAUGGCAUCAAUGAUAUGUUUGAGCCACAGAAAUGGGACUUUCGUACGUACUCAGAAGACUGCUUCAAAACCUGGGGGGUACGACCCCGCCCUUCUUGGAUUCCCACUCUUUAUGGGGGGAAGAACAUUAGUGCUCAUAGUAACAUCAUUUUCAGCAAUGGGGGACUUGAUCCUUGGUCUGGAGGUGGAGUUACCCAGAACAUCACAGACACUCUAGUUGCAAUUGUGAUCCCGGAAGGUGCUCAUCACUUGGAUCUGCGUGCCAACAGCCCCUUUGACCCAAAAUCCGUCCUGCAGGCCCGCCUCUUGGAAGUUCAGUACAUGAAAUUGUGGUUACAGAAGCAAAACGGUCAAUAAGCACCCAGAGUAACUGGAUACAGUUGGGGUUUGUAGCAACUGCUUUCUUCUGGUGAUCAUCUCUUUUCUGGAUUGUCUCUUUUUCAGCUUGCUUUCCAAACAUUCUUUAUCUUCUCCCACUACUUAAUCAAACUCUCUAUUUGAGACAAGCUGGAAUCUACGUGGCUGAGCUCUGGUUGGUGACAUUACAUCCAUGUAUCUCAUCACAGGAAGCCAAGAGGAUUUCUGUUGCUCUUGAUUGAGCAGUAGGGCCCACAACGGGAAAAGGAGAACGUUUCUAACCCCUCACCUUCUCUGCCUCUUCCUACCCGACUCACUUAGCUGCCUUUGUGUGGGAAGCUGGACUCCAAUUGUAUUAAGGAAUUCAGUUGAAUAACAGGUGGGAUAGCUGAUAACUUGGGAGGUGACUUUAAACAGAGUAGACAAAUUUAUGAAGGAACCUUUGUCCUCAAAAUACUUGAGACUACAGUUAUGUUGUCCCUGGCCACUGGCUGUAAGGCAUUGUAGUUCAGUGGAUCCUGCUACUGAUCAUGGCUGUUUACUUUGAAAAACAGACACCAAGAAGCAUUACAGCAGAAGAUCUUUGUCUUUGCAUGUUGUUUGGUUAUGAUGAUGACGCUUAAACUAUAGAUGGGCCUGUGGCCAGCAGGACACUUGUGCUGGGCUACCUAGCUAGUAAUUGCUCAGCUAGAAUAUAUGGAGUGUGUGGAUGAUCUCCUGCAGGUCGGGACUUGUUUAACUCAAGUUUGAUGCUGGUUUAGCCAGUGGCUAAAGCCAUAGAUAGGCAUUGUAUGAGAAUGUCGAAUUUCCCAUUCUUGGUUGUCUCCUAAUGGAAAUACAGGGGCAAAAUAUCAGGAACAGAGUUUAUCUUUCACUCCGUUCCCCCUUCCCUGGUCUGAUAAUCUUCUAGGAGAUUUUGGUUCUGUCCAGCUUUAACACCAAUGGUGUUUGAAAGUACUGUAUGUCAGGAAGAUGCAGCAGGAAAUGAGAAGGUUAAAUGUCCCUACUCGUUUAAAAUUGAGGCUCAUAAUGGUAAAAGAUUAUGCAUUAUUAGCCUGACUAUAUCCCUUUACUGAAACCUUCAGGUGCUUUGAAUCAUUUUGAGAAGGAAAUGACCAGGGAGCGAACACUGAAGAAAUAUCCAAGCAAACUUUCUGUUAAAUCUCCAAUAAACCUUUUUUGGCUUUUGAGAGAGACCGGGAUUUGUUGCAAAUUUUAGCUACUUAUAACAAUUUUGACCAAAGAUUUGAAGUAUCUUUGGGCAAGAACAAAUCCAGGAGUGGUUUGUAUCGCCAGGGACACAGAUUUGUGCCAUUUUGGUUCUCAAAAACUUUGAGUAUAUGCAUAUCUUUUCCUGUAGGACUGCAGAGAUCCAAGGUUGUUUGCACCAAACGAUGGAUGGAUGGAUGGAUGGAUGGAUGGAUGGAUGGAUGGAUGGAUGGAUAGAUAGAUAGAUAGAUAGAUAGAUAGAUAGAUAUCCUUAUUUUGGUUAUUCUUCUAGAAAAGAUGAACUGCAAUUUGUACACUGAUAAAAUGACAUUGUGAUCCAUAAAUGAAAAAAAAAAUACAGCUAUUAAUAAAAGUAGA
This is a messenger RNA of Python bivittatus (Burmese python), 2895 nucleotides long. The record is from RefSeq and is a predicted model, not a curated record. NCBI's taxonomy places the organism in Eukaryota, Metazoa, Chordata, Lepidosauria, Squamata, Pythonidae.